This is a messenger RNA of Tachyglossus aculeatus (Australian echidna), 1937 nucleotides long. RefSeq names its product serum response factor binding protein 1 (gene SRFBP1). The record is from RefSeq and is a predicted model, not a curated record. Gene Ontology annotation, biological process: maturation of SSU-rRNA. Gene Ontology annotation, cellular component: nucleus; 90S preribosome. NCBI's taxonomy places the organism in Eukaryota, Metazoa, Chordata, Mammalia, Monotremata, Tachyglossidae. The coding region runs from base 60 to 1376 and encodes 438 amino acids. The transcript has 8 exons.
CACGUGAAGGCGCCAGCGGCGGUUUCGGGUUAGAGAGAGCCUGCAUUCAGGGAGACGCGAUGGCGGAAAUGGCGACGCUGAACCUGAACGAUGAAGUUGUGAAGAUGAGGAAGGAAGUGAAGAAGGUCCGAGUUUUGGUCAUCCGCAAACUCACCAGGCACAUCACCAAACUGAAGUCAAAAAAUGGUUCUGAAGGUGAACUACAGAAGAAUGAAAGACGAGUGCAACGAUUAGUUGAGGAAAUCCAUGCCAUGAAGGAGGUAAAACCUGAUGAAGUUACUAAAUCUGCUCUUGCGGAAGACAUUAACUUUGAGAAAGUUUGUAAAAAGCCAGAUUUGACUGCUACUGAAAGGGCAAUUGCCAGACUAGCAACACACCCACAGUUGAAGAAAAAAACUGAUGACUUAAAAGCUGCAGUCAAAGCCUUUAAAGAUGCCAGGCAGGGUGGGGCUGGAGCCGAGGCUUCAGAGAAGUGUGCAGAAGGUGAUCCUUCAAAAGUGAAGGAACUGCUAAGUUCCAAGAAAAAAGUGGAGAGACAGCUUCCAAAAGAGAGGACCAACCUAAAACAAGAAGAAAAGGAUAAAGCUCUGGUGAGCAAGAAACCAAACAUUAUGCCUGAGAGGAAAGUGAGCAGAGAAACUUCCACACAGCCAAGACAGGACCAAGACAUUCCAAAAAGUCUGGGCCAGUCUGCUCCAAAGCUUCCUUCAUUCCCACGGGAGACCACAAAGAGCUUUGGCCAGGGCACCAACACGAAUACGCAUGCUACCCCAAACCGGCUCGCUUCAACUGAAGGGCCACGGAGCGACAGCAGUGAUCUGGAAGAGUUAAGUGAAGGCGAGAAGGAGCAUUUUGACGACAGCACCGAAGAAAGGUUUUAUAAGCAGUCUUCGGUUUCGGAAGAUAGUGGCAGCGAGGAUGAUUUUUUCAUCGGUAAAGUGAAGCGGAUGAAGAAGAAAGAAAGCAGCAACGAGGCUUUAGCUAAGGGCCAAAAGACUCUCCCCAAACCACUGCCAAAGGGAGGAAAGCCCCAAGAGUGGGAAAACCUGCUGCAGAGGGCAGCACCUGAAGCCGGCCGAUCCAGCGGGAAAUCUAAGAAGCUGGAAUCGGUGUUUUGCCAUUCUUUGUCGGACUCCAAAGGCGCUAACAAAAAUGCCCGAGAGCAGGCUCCCCGAACCAGGAUCCCUGCUUUUCAACAGAAGGAAAGUUGGAACAAGAAACAGCUUAAUAAGGGCACAAACUCCAGGCCUGAAAAUAAGAGGCAGCAACAGCAGCAACCUCUUCAUCCUUCGUGGGAGGCAAGUAGGAAACGAAAGCAAGAGAUGUCUAAAAUCACACCGUUUCAAGGGAAGAAGAUUACAUUUGAUGAUGAUUAACCUGGGCAGGAAGUCUUCAUUCUGGGAAGAAGGCUAUUUCACCUCCAACCCUCCUGCUUUGGGUACAUAAUACUGGGUAUUUAAGUUUGAGUUUGUGUGUCCCACUUUUAGCACAGGAAGAAAGAGUUGUGCUAGAGUUUGCAAAUAUUUUAGGCAAGUUAAAUGUUUGGAGGUGUUUAACCUACUUUAUCAGUUCUAAGAAAGCUGUGCAAUGCAGUUGUUUUGUAAAAUCUCCUGAAGAGUAUUUUUAGAGUAUUUUUGAGUGUCUCAUUUGAUUUUUUUGUUUUUUUGUUUUCUGUUUUGUUGUUGUUUUCUUUUAUUUUGGAUCUGUCAUGAGAAUUACAUCACUACCUGUUUUGCGUUGAGGUUUUCUCAUUCAAAUAAAGGUGGAGGUUUAUUACUUGCUGAUAAUAGCCAAGGUGGUAAGACUAGAGAGAGGAGAGCAUUUAAUUGCUCUUGAAAUUGUAACACUGGCCAAUAAUCAUGUCUUUUAAAAACUAUUAAUCAUCAUCAUCAUCAAUCGUAUUUAUUGAGCGCUUACUGUGUGCAGAGCACUGUACU